AUGGCAGUGAAGGGCUUAACAGACGCGAAGUACAGUGAGUCUACAGCCACAACAUGCAGUCUUGUCAUGCGCUACGGACAUGGACCCUCCUUCUCCACCACCACCAUCACCACCACCACCACCACCACCACACCUGUCCCACAAGACACAGAUGAGGUGGAUGGCGUGCUCUUCAACACCGGCCCUCUCUCUAAUGGCCGGGCCACACCUGACCUGGCCAACAGUACACCCACAUACCCGCACCUCACCCACACACCUUCAGACGCGCGGCCCAUCAGGGUGUACCUCUCAAGAUUCUGGAUUCUGGCUACUUUCUCCUUCCUAGCCAUGUUUCAGUGCCUAAUGUGGAACACCUGGGGGCCAAUCAGUACCAGCAUAGACGCAGCGUACCCUGGGUGGGGCUCAGGGACGGUGGCCAUGAUGGGGAACUGGGGCACCAUCAUGUUUGUGUUGACAGUGGCCCCAAUGUGCUGGGUCAUGAACGCCAAGGGGCUGCGUGUUGGGGUGCUGCUGUGUGGGGGGCUGGUGGCGGCUGGGACACUCCUCAGAGCUCUUCCAUUAAUUGUGUCCACUAAUGCCACGUUUUUUACUGUCAUGUGUCACAUCUGUGCUAUCCUGGUGGGCAUCGCUGGCACCCUGGUGAUGGCGGCACCCCCCAUGAUAGCUGCCGUGUGGUUCCCUCCCAGAGAGCGCACCACCGCCACAGCCUUUUGCCAGAUGAUGAAUAUGUUGGGGAACGGAGGGAGUUACCUGGAGCCUCUGAUGGUGCAAGAGCCGUCGUCAGCACACCCUGAUGAGGAGGAGGUGGAGGAGAUACGGAAUGACAUCAAGAGACUGGUGUAUAUCUGGGCUGGCGUGGGUGUGAUGCUGAUGGCGGUGCUGGUUGCCUACUUUCCUGCCAAGCCCCGGACGCCGCCCUCCAUCACUUCACAUGUGGACAGAUUAGACUUCAGGAGCUCUCUGUCUCUCCUCAACAGGAACAAGGACCUGUUGCUGCUGAUGGUGUCCUAUGGGGUGUCUGUGGGCGUCCCUUCGGCCUGGCUAAGUGUCCUCAAUUUCUCUCUCUAUGAUCUGGGGCUGUCUCAGGACGAUGCGAUGUGGGUUGGCAUAUCGGGUGUGCUGGUGAGCUGUGGGGCCACCUUGGUGACGGGCCGGUUCACUGACCUCAUCUACGGCCACAUCAAGCUGUCCCUUAUCCUCAUCUCAGCCAGCACCAUCGUCUUCUUCUACUGGUUCUUCCUGCUCUCCUGGCACGCCAUUCCUGUGUCCACCUGGCAGAUAUACCUGACAGUGACAGGCGGCAUAUCUUUGAACUUCGCCAUGAGUCCGCUGUUCUUUGAGUUGGCAGUGGAGAGUGCCUAUCCAUGCUCUGAGGUGAUGGUCGGGGGUGUGCUGACUGCCUGUAACAACCUGGUGGGCCUCUGCUUCCUCUUCCUCUUCUUGGUGCCUUUCCCCAGCUACCAAUGGGUGACAUAUGUACUACUGUCUGGCAUUGGUGCGUCACUCAUCCCUCUGUCACUGACCAAGGAGGACUACUCUCGCUCCAGCAUAGACCGCAACCAGGCACACUCCGCCUACCCACCCAUCUAACUCAUCCUUGCCUAACCUAACCUAACCAAACUUACCCUAACAUACCUCUGACACACUCCAUCACACCUCAACCUGCCCCAACACACCCAAGACUCUCCCCAACACACCCGUGACUCCCUGACCUUCCCUGACACACUCCAUCACACCUCAACCUGCCCCAACACACCCAAGACUCUCCCCAACACACCCCUGACUGCCUGACCUUCCCUGACACACUCCAUCACACCUCAACCUACCCCAACACAUCCAAGACUCUCCCCAACACACCUUAGACUCCCUGACCUUCCCUGACACACACCAACACACCUCAACUUACCCCAACACACCUCUGACUCUUCCCAACCUGCCCUGACACACUCCAACUUUCCCCAACCUUCCCUGACACACCCCAACACACCUCAUCUGUACUGACACACACCAACACACCCCAACAUACCCUGACACACUCCAACACACCCUAACCUUCCAUUACACACCCCAACACACCCCUGACACACCCCAAGCUUCCCUGACCUCCCUCUGACCCAAUUUGUCUCUACCUCGUGUUUGUAAUAGUAUUUAAAAUUUGUUGAUAAGAAAGUUGUGAUAUUUUUUAACAAUGUGAUAAGUUAAAUACUAAAGACAGUACAGUAUAUAUUGAUAUGGGCCUAAUAAGUAAUUUUAAUGGUUGUGUAAUGCAUACAUAUACUGAUUUAGUUUUAUAAUACUUAAUAGAGGAAUUGUCCACAUAUGUAUAGAGAUGAAUAUUUUAUGCAUAUUUAAGGAAACAUUUAUAUUUGUAUAGUGAAGGGAGUGAUGUCAUGAUUUGUAUGAUUCAUGAUGUAUGUAAUCUAUUUUAUGCAUGUAAUCAACAAACAGAUUAUUAUUAAACAAAGAAUAUAUA
Molecule: messenger RNA, 2473 nt
Organism: Portunus trituberculatus (swimming crab)
Lineage: Eukaryota; Metazoa; Arthropoda; Malacostraca; Decapoda; Portunidae
Product: solute carrier family 49 member 4 homolog
Exons: 11
Coding region: 1-1590 (529 amino acids)
Biological process (GO): transmembrane transport
Cellular component (GO): intracellular membrane-bounded organelle; membrane
Molecular function (GO): transmembrane transporter activity
Source: RefSeq, a predicted model, not a curated record